This is a messenger RNA of Mycena indigotica, 1713 nucleotides long. Its product is annotated as CxC2 domain-containing protein. Lineage: Eukaryota; Fungi; Basidiomycota; Agaricomycetes; Agaricales; Mycenaceae. Bases 1 to 1713 code for a protein of 570 amino acids. The record is from RefSeq and is a predicted model, not a curated record. The transcript is spliced from 8 exons.
AUGUUGAAGCUCAAGAUAUCGAACCUCCCUCUCCUCUUAAACGACUACAACGAGCGGCCACAACCUCCUCCCCAUCAUUACCCACUUUCCUUUCGGAACAAUACAUCAUGGGCGAAGGGGAUAAGGAGUGGAUUCAGACCGCAAGUGUCCCAACGACAAUACCUCGCGUUCUUCAGCCAGCGGAUCGUGCUCUUGCGCAAUGGCGAGAGCACUUUCGCGACGCAUAUCUUCGCAUCAUGCUCUGGCUCGAAGGGCGAGGCAGAGGCGAUCAUUCUCAUUGCGCUCAAUGUGGGCUUGCAGAGCGGGAUGCUCUUUUCCGUUGCGAGGAAUGUCUUGGGGGCCUGCUGGUCUGCCAAGCCUGCUGCGUUGCUAUGCACAGGACUCUCCCGUUGCAUUGGAUACAGUCCCUCGGACUCGUUGUUCAACUCGGACACUCUCCAGCUGAAGCUUGCCCUCGGAGUGUCCCCCCCUCGAGGUGACUUUGUGGUCAUUCACGACAAUGGGAUACAUGAGGUCGCCCUACAAUUCUGCGGCUGCUAUGCAACAAAUGACCCCUACUAUGCCCAACUCCUUCGUUUCCGCUGGUUCCCUGCUACUUCAACAACCCCUCGCACCUGCGCGACAUUCGCAUGUCUCAAAAAGUUCCAAAUGUUUGCCCAUCAGGGGAAGCUCAGCGGCUACGACUUCUACCACGCCUUGGAACAACUCACGAACGCGACUGGGUUCAAACCCCCCGAUCGAUACCAAGUUUUCUUGCGUAUUGCCCGAGAAUAUCGCCAUGUACUGGCUUUAAAGCGGGCGGGAAGGGGACAUGCGACUACGGGUGUGGGAGGCACUGUUUCUGGUGAGCUGGCUAUACGCUGUCCAGCUUGUCCACGCCCUGGGGUCAAUCUUCUCGAGGGAUGGGAGUCGGCAGCGCCGGAGGAUAGAUGUCUGUAUCUUAUGUUUUUGGCCCUCGACGCCUGCUUCCGUCUCAAGAGGCGAGCCAUCUCUAAUGAAAUCAGGGACCCGGGUCUGGGGACCGGUUGGUCAUAUUUUGUGGAGUGGGAACCAUAUCGCGAUUAUCUUCAGACUGUUAAAACGCAAAAAGAGAUCAGCUCAUGCAGUGGCCUCGCAGCCAUCGACCACGCAAACAAUAAGUUUUCGCGAGGUUAUAGCGCAACUGGAGUGGUCAUGGGUGUUUGUGCUCGACACGAAUUCAUCCAGCCUAACGGAGUUGCCGAUCUGCAAGCUGGAGAACGGUAUGCAAACAUGGACUGGGUCUUUCUCUCGAUCCUCCGCCAUCUCACUCUCCUCCUUCGACUACUCGUCUCCUAUGACAUCGCAUCAUCGCUUUUAAGACGACGACUGGACGCUGCCACCGCGGAAUUUGCUCGACAAGAGGCUUCAUUUUCUCUUUUCCGUCAGCAACAAGACGAACGAGUUCUGGAAUGGCAGAAGAUGGUGGAAGACUUUGAAGCGGACGCUUCUAAACCCAAUCCUUAUAUGCCUUGCUUCGAAGGUGCUACCGAAGCCCAGAUUCGUAAUGAGCUAGAGCAAGUGGACGAAGAAGAUGAGGCUGCUGGUCGUCGCAGACCUAUCCACGAUGUCAGCCCUUCCGCAUUUGUCCAAGAACUGCUGGAUAUCGAAGCAGAGCAGCGUCGUGUUCUGGCUGAGGCUGAACUCAAGAAGGCAAAGGGCUCAGCUGCCAAUGUCACGCUCAUGCUCUCGUAG